Molecule: messenger RNA, 1197 nt
Organism: Huiozyma naganishii CBS 8797
Lineage: Eukaryota; Fungi; Ascomycota; Saccharomycetes; Saccharomycetales; Saccharomycetaceae
Gene: FAL1
Product: ATP-dependent RNA helicase FAL1
Exons: 1
Coding region: 1-1197 (398 amino acids)
Cellular component (GO): nucleolus; catalytic step 2 spliceosome
Molecular function (GO): RNA helicase activity; mRNA binding; ATP binding
Source: RefSeq, a predicted model, not a curated record
AUGGAUAAGCAGGCAGAUUUGAAAUUGAGGUUUCGCACCUCGCAGAAACUGGAGGUAUGCCCCGCGUUCGAGUCGAUGGGGCUGGAUCGCAAGUUGCUCCAGGGUAUAUACGCUUACGGGUUUGAGGCGCCCUCGGCGAUCCAGUCGAGGGCAAUCACACAGAUCAUCAGUGGGAAGGAUGUUAUUGCGCAGGCGCAGUCCGGGACCGGUAAGACGGCGACGUUCACGAUCGGUAUGCUGCAAGCAUGCUCCUUUGGACAAAAUGACUUGCAAUGCCUGAUUUUGUCCCCCACGAGAGAAUUGGCCGGUCAAAUCAACAGUGUAGUCGGGAACCUUGGUAGCUUUCUUAAUGUGAAGUCUGUUGCACUUGUUGGUGGGAACAAAAUGGCCAAACAGGACUCGCAGAAACUGCAAAACGGGCAAGUCCAUGUGGUCAGUGGGACACCGGGCCGUGUCCUCGAUUUGAUCAAAAGACACGUCCUCGUGGUGAAGAAAUGUAAAAUGCUGGUGCUGGACGAAGCUGACGAGUUGUUGGGGGAGUCCCUUGGUUUCAAACAGCAGAUCUACGACAUUUUUACAAAACUGCCGAAAAACUGCCAGGUGGUUGUCGUCAGCGCCACGAUGAGUAAAGAUAUCAUUGAGGUGACCAAGAAGUUCAUGACAACCCCGGUCAAAAUCCUGGUGAAGCAGGAAGAAAUAUCCUUGGAGAAAAUCAAACAGUAUUACGUCGAUGUGGAUAAAGAGGACUGGAAGUUCGACACUCUGUGCGACCUUUACGACUCCCUCACGAUCACACAAUGCGUCAUUUUUUGCAACACCAAGAGGAAAGUGGACUGGCUCGCCAUCAAAUUGACACAAUCCAAUUUCAGUGUCGCCUCUAUGCAUGGCGAUAUGAAACAGGAGGAGAGAGACAAAGUGAUGUCGGAUUUCAGGUCAGGGAAGUCCAGGGUGCUCAUAUCCACAGACGUGUGGGCCCGUGGGAUCGACGUACAGCAGGUGUCCCUGGUGGUCAAUUACGACUUGCCGGACAUCAUGGAAAACUACAUACAUAGGAUUGGUAGGUCAGGCAGAUUUGGAAGGAAGGGGAUUGCAAUCAACUUUGUAACAAAGGCAGACCUCAGCCAUUUAAAACAAAUCGAGAAGUUCUACAAGAUCAGGAUAAAACCAAUGCCAGCAAAUUUUGCAGAUUUUUCGUAG